CUCUGAUUGAGGCCCAUGACAAGGUGGCAGCUAAAUGUUAUGAGAUUCCGUCGGAGGUGAACAGUAAUGCCAUGGCGACCGUCCCUCUCAUGCCCGCCGAUGCCGUCAGGAUAAUUGGCAUUCAGAAGAAGGCUGGCGAACCACUGGGCGUGACGUUCAGGGUGGAACGCGGGGAGCUGGUGAUCGCCAGGAUCCUGCACGGCAGUAUGAUCGACCGGCAGGGCAUGCUGCACGCGGGCGACGUGAUCAGGGAGGUGAACGGGCGCGAGGUGGGCAGCGAUCCCAAGGAGCUGCUGGAGCUGCUGAGGGACUGCCAGGGGGGCGUCACCCUCAAGAUCCUGCCCGGCUACCGCGACACUCCAGCACCCCCACAGGUGCAUCUGAAAGCCCACUUUAACUACAGCCCAGCCACAGACAAGCUGAUCCCCUGUAAGGAGGCUGGCCUGGCCUUCUCUAAAGGAGACGUUUUGCACAUUGUCAACAGAGAGGACCCUAACUGGUGGCAGGCAGUCAACAUUGUGGGAGGAGCCACAGGACUGAUCCCCAGUCAGUUCUUAGAGGAGAAGAGGAAGGCCUUUGUGAGGAGAGAAUGGAAUGGAUCAGGUGUUCUCUGUGGGACACUAACAGGAAAGAAGAAGAAGAAGAAGAUGAUGUACCUGAUGUCCAAGAAUGCAGAGUUUGACCGCCACGAGCUGCAGAUCUACGAAGAGGUGGCCAAGAUGCCUCCAUUCCAGAGGAAGACCUUGGUUCUGAUUGGUGCUCAGGGAGUGGGCCGGCGCAGCCUAAAGAACAGACUGAUCAUCAUCAACCCCCUGCUCUAUGGAACCACCGUCCCCUUCACGUCUCGCCCUGCUCGGGAGGAGGAGAGAGACGGCCAGUCGUACUGCUUUGUGUCUCGGUCCCAGAUGGAGACAGACAUUAAGGCCCGUCGCUACCUGGAGCAUGGAGAGUACGAUGGAAACCUCUACGGAACCAAGAUGAACUCCAUCCAUGAGGUGGUGGACGCAGGACGUACCUGCAUACUGGACGUUAACCCACAGGCGCUGAAGCAGUUGAAGACGGCAGAGUUCAUGCCGUUUGUGGUGUUUGUUGCUGCUCCACAACUGGACACACUAAGAGCUAUGCACAAAGCCGUGGUGGACGCUGGACUCACCACCAAACUGCUCACGGAGACAGAUCUGAAGAAGACGGUGGAUGAGAGCGCCAGGAUCCGCCGGGCCUACAGUCACUACUUUGACCUGACCAUCGUUAAUGACAACCUGGACAAGGCCUUUGAGCAGCUGCAGGCGGCCGUGGAGCAGCUGUCUUCUGAGCCCCAGUGGGUCCCUGUCAGCUGGGUGUACUGAGAGACACUGUCCUCACCUGCUGCCCUGCUUGGUUAGGCUGCUCCCUACUGGGCUGGAGGACACGCCGCCCGCUGCUGGGCCCAGGAGCAAAUGGAGACUUGGAAGAGGUUGUCCCUAACCAUCACGGUUGGGGUCAAUUUUAAUUCUGGAAUUUCAGGAAGUAGAUGAACUACAAUUCCACAUUUUUCCCAUUGAGGAAAAGUGGAAUGUCAGUGAACUUCCUAAAUUGACCGAAUUGAAAUGGAAUUGACCCCUACAGGGAUGUGAGAGCUAAGGACCCAUUGAGACUUAUGUUUGUAUGGGACUUUACCAUGCAGCCCCAGUGGAGCCUAGCACCACCCUGCCUAGCACCACCCUGCCUAGCCUCACCCCGCCUAGCCUCACCUAGCCCCACCCUGCCUAGCCUCACCUAGCCCCACCCUGCCUAGCCUCACCUAGCCCCACCCUGCCUAGCUUCACCUAGCCCCACUCUGCCUAGCCCCACCCCACCUAGCCCCACUCUGCCUAGCCUCACCUAGCCCCACCCUGCCUAGCCUCAAAUAGCCCACCCUGCCUAGCCCCUCCAGGCUCAGUCUGCUCUGCACCACAGGCCCCAUCUGUACACUAUGCAACUCUCUGGAUACGUCCCAAAUAGCACCCUAUUCCCUAUGUAGUGCACUACUUCUGACCAGCACUACCUAGGGAGUAGGGAGCCAUUCGGAAUAGAACCAAUGUUCACAUUACACAAGAAGAACUUUAUUUAUUGAACAGUUUUCUAACUUUAACUUGACUACCUUUCUGUUCAUAUGGAUAUGGAACGAGAAACAAAAUCAUGGAGUUGAGGAUAUUUUUAAAAUAUUUAAUGUUUUAUUUUAUCACUGUUGGUUGCUCACAACUACUACAAUAUUUCUCAAUGUUUAGAACAAUAAUACAAGCGUAUUUAUUCUGAAAGGAGAUGUGAGGAGGGCUAGCUUUGUGACGAUACCUCAGUGUGUUAAAACUCUUCGCAGUUUACAUUGCAUACAAUAAAUACUUCAUCUCCUGGCCUCUUGUGUCCCAAAUGGCACCCUAUUCCUUAUAUAGUGCACUACUUUCACCGGAGCCUUAUCAGCCCUGGUCAAAAGUAGUGCACAACAUAGAGAAUAUGGUGCCAUUUGGGAUGCACAACCUGUCUCACAUCAUCUCUGAACACUCCAUGUAGAAUAACAGCCAUGUUCUCUCUUUAAGGCAGACUAAGGGCUGAGAGAGAGGUGGUAAUAUCACACCACAUCUGUGAUAUAAAGGUCUUUGUUGCUGUUUCUUGGAUGAGACUAUAAUGUAGGCUAAUAUAAUCCCCUCCCCUUGUUACGCCGCUUUCUGUGUUACGAGAUUGUGAAUGGUUUCAUUAAAGGUCGACUCAGCGAGAUGUCGUUGCGUGCACAAGGUUAACACGUAGUGGAUCCAUUUCCUCCACAACUAGGGAGCGUUGAAGCGCGAGGUUAAACUACUCCGCUGUUUGUCCUGUAGUUACCACGUUGUAGCAGCGUGAAGCGCGAGGUUAAACUACUCCGCUGUUUGUCCUGUAGCUACCACGUUGUAGCAGCGUGAAGCGCAAGGUUAAACUACUCCGCUGUUUUGGUCCUGUAGCUACUACGUUGUAGCAGCGUGAAGCGCGAGGUUAAACUACUCCGCUGUUUGUCCUGUAGCUACCACGUUGUAGCAGCGUGAAGCGUGAGGUUAAACUACUCCGCUGUUUGUCCUGUAGUUACCACGUUGUAGCAGCGUGAAGCGUGAGGUUAAACUACUCCGCUGUUUGUCCUGUAGUUACCACGUUGUAGCAGCGUGAAGCGUGAGGUUAAACUACUCCGCUGUUUGUCCUGUAGUUACCACGUUGUAGCAGCGUGAAGCGCGAGGUUAAACUACUCCGCUGUUUUGGUCCUGUAGCUACCACGUUGUAGCAGCGUGAAGUGCGAGGUUAAACUACUCCGCUGUUUUGGUCCUGUAGCUACCACGUUGUAGCAGCGUGAAGCGCGAGGUUAAACUACUCCGCUGUUUGUCCUGUAGCUACCACGUUGUAGCAGCGUGAAGCGCAAGGUUAAACUACUCCGCUGUUUUGGUCCUGUAGCUACUACGUUGUAGCAGCGUGAAGCGCGAGGUUAAACUACUCCGCUGUUUGUCCUGUAGCUACCACGUUGUAGCAGCGUGAAGCGUGAGGUUAAACUACUCCGCUGUUUGUCCUGUAGUUACCACGUUGUAGCAGCGUGAAGCGUGAGGUUAAACUACUCCGCUGUUUGUCCUGUAGUUACCACGUUGUAGCAGCGUGAAGCGUGAGGUUAAACUACUCCGCUGUUUGUCCUGUAGUUACCACGUUGUAGCAGCGUGAAGCGCGAGGUUAAACUACUCCGCUGUUUUGGUCCUGUAGCUACCACGUUGUAGCAGCGUGAAGCGCGAGGUUAAACUACUCCGCUGUUUUGGUCCUGUAGCUACCACGUUGUAGCAGCGUGAAGCGCUGCCCGUGCACAUGCUUUGUGUGACUGUAUCUCACUCAUCUCUAUAUCAUCGUUGCAACGCCAUCUCGAGGAGUCUACUUUUAAUUCCAUCGUAUCGUCAGCGGACGGUCUCCCAGUUGGGUCCGUACUCUGUCAGUACAUGUCUGUAUGGUGCUGUGUUUUAUGUUGGAAUAAUACUUCCAGGAUACUGGACCUUGACAGCGUACUGCAUCUGAGAACUAUCCCUUUGUGAUAUUACUGAAACUUAACCAACUGCCAUAUCUACUUAAAAGUUAUAUAUUUUACAAUUUCAGAGCAAAACAUUGUAUUUUCUGAUGUGUCAAAUAAAUUAACUUUUUUUUUUUUUUUUUUACAACUUGUACUUAUCUCAGGUCAUAUUUAUCAUAUCCAGAGUGUGUAAAAAAUGUGACUUAAUUUGUUUCACAGAAGGGUACAUUUCUUUAUUUAAACAAAUCAUAUUUCAAAGGUGUAAAUGUCUCCCAUAUUAGUCAAUAGAAACAACCAUUUGGCUUAGUUCAUUAAAUGUCAGUAGUUACAGUGCCUUCAGGAAGCAUUCACAACCCUCAACUUUUCACACAUUGUCUGUUACAGACUGAAUUUUUUUAUUUUAUUUAAAUUUAGAUUUUAUCACUGGACAGCACAUAACACCCCAUAAUGUCAAAGUGGAGUUGUUUAUUUUUUACAAAUUAACUAUUAAAACUGAAUUCAACCCCUUUAUGGCGAGCCUACCAAGACAGUGGCCAAGUUACAAUUUUAACUUAAAUCUAUGGCAAAACCUGAAAACGGUGGUCUAGCAAUGAUUAACAACCAAUUUGACAGAGCUUGAAUAAUUUAGAAAAUAAUGUGCAGAUGUUGCACUAUCCAGGUGUGGAAAGUGCUUAGACUUACCCAGAAACACUCACACCUGUAAUCACUGGCAAAGGUGCUUCUACAAAAUAGUGACUCGGGUGUGAAAACUCAUGUAAAUUAUAUUUAUAUAUAUUUAAUUUAAGUAAAUUUGAAAACAUGUUUUCACUUUUAUUAUGGGGUAUUUGUGUCUAGAUGGGUGAGGGGAAACACAUCUAUAUAAUCCAGGCUAUAACAAAACGUGUAGAAUAAGUCCAUGGGUAUAAAUACUUUCUGAAGACACUAUAACAAACAUAUAAAACACAACAUGUAAAGUUUUGGUCCCAGGUUUCAUGAGCUGAAAUAAAAGAUCCCAGAAAUGUUC
Molecule: messenger RNA, 5024 nt
Organism: Oncorhynchus masou masou (cherry salmon)
Lineage: Eukaryota; Metazoa; Chordata; Actinopteri; Salmoniformes; Salmonidae
Product: protein PALS2-like
Exons: 9
Coding region: 72-1346 (424 amino acids)
Cellular component (GO): cell-cell junction; plasma membrane
Molecular function (GO): protein binding
Source: RefSeq, a predicted model, not a curated record